Molecule: messenger RNA, 1681 nt
Organism: Rubroshorea leprosula
Lineage: Eukaryota; Viridiplantae; Streptophyta; Magnoliopsida; Malvales; Dipterocarpaceae
Source: the annotation of a GenBank genome assembly
GUAGUCUCAACUGUAUUUCCCUCGGCCUCAUAACCGUCUAUGGACGAUGGACGCCACCGCACUGAAACCAAGCCUCCUAAGGAACAUCCUCCUCCUUCGCUUCCUCUCCUUCGCCGUCCUCAUCCUCGCCGUCCGAUUCACUUAUUUAGUCGCCGUCAGAGGCCGAUCUUGCGUCUCCGGUAACAAUUUCUGCUUCUCCCCCGUCCGUCGCUUCUCCCCACUGCCGCUCAAGAAAUCUCAAAGAGUCAUCGACUACUACUCCACUGUAUUCCAGGAUUUGAUCUUGGAAGGCUUUUUGUCGCCGAAUUCCAAGUCUCUCUGCAUUGGAACGCUCACCGGCGAGGAGGUUUACGCUUUGAAACGAAUCGGCGUUGCCGAUUCAAUCGGCAUUUCCGACAAUGCAUCUCCUCCGUUGAUCCUACGCGGGCGUCCGCAACACCAGCCGUUCGAUGAUAAUAUCUUCGAUUUUGAGUAUUCGAAUUCUCUGGACCAGUCAGGUGGACCAUUGGAGUUCGCAUCGGAGAUCUGCCGGACGCUGAGACCCGGUGGGUUUGUGGUGGUUCACACCGGGGCCAAAGAUGCCUACAGUUUGCAAUCCUUUCUUGAUUUGUUUGAUUGCUGCAGACUGAGCAGGUGGCGUGAAAUUGAGGGUCCUGAUCCGUCGUCAACGGGAAUCCGGGAGAUCGUAAUGAAGAAAGAGAUGGAAAAGAGGCAUCCAUACAGCGGUGGUAGAAAAUGCUAUGUUCCGGGCUUGAAAUGGGAAAUAAUCCAAAAUGCAGAGCCGCUGAUCAAGAAAGAACCUCUAAAACCGUGGAUUACAUUGAAAAGAAACAUGAAAAACACAAGGUACUUAACUUCCAUGGUGGAUAUUAGAUUCAAACAGAGGUAUGUUUACAUAGAUGUUGGGGCUAGAAAUUACGGGUCAAGUAUAGGCAGCUGGUUCAAGAAACAGUAUCCAAAACAGGGGAAGAGGUUUGAAAUAUAUGCAAUUGAAGCCGACAAGGCAUUCCGCGAAGAGUACAAGAUGAAGAAAGGUGUUAAACUGGUGCCUUAUGCAGCCUGGAUUAGGAAUGAGACAUUGUUUUUUGAGAUCACUAGAGACCCAAGAGGCAAGGAGGGCAGGGGUAGGGGUAGGGGUAGGAUUCACUCGGUGCAGACAUCAACAAGGUAUGUGGGAGAGGCAGGAAAGAUUGAGGGGUUUGACUUUGCAGAGUGGUUGAAGAUGGAGGUAUGUGACAGAGAUUUUGUGGUGAUGAAGAUGGAUGUGGAGGGAGCUGAAUUUCAUUUGAUUCCAAGGUUGAUGGAGACAGGAGCAAUUUGUAUGGUCGAUGAGGUGUUUUUGAAGUGUCAUUACAAUAGACGGCGAAGGAGCCCUAAGUAUCACAAAACAUAUGCUCAAUGCUUACAACUGUUUGCUUCUCUGAGAGAGAGUGGAGUGCUUGUGCACCAGUGGUGGUAAUCUUUCUUUCAUAUUCAUAUCACAUUUAAAUUUAGUGUUGCUUACAAUUCUUUAAUCUUUACACUUUUACAGAGAUGAGAUGAGAUGAGAUGAGAAGAGAAGAGCUCAAUUUCUUCUUUCUUUCUUUCUUUCUUUCUUUUUACUAUUAUUAUUAAUUGUACAUUGCUAAUACUAUUACAAUUUUUAUAUAUAUAUAUAUAUAAAUCAACCGUGCAAUUUGCC